This is a messenger RNA of Chroicocephalus ridibundus (black-headed gull), 2417 nucleotides long. Its product is annotated as C-type lectin domain family 2 member B-like. The record is from RefSeq and is a predicted model, not a curated record. NCBI's taxonomy places the organism in Eukaryota, Metazoa, Chordata, Aves, Charadriiformes, Laridae. The transcript is spliced from 6 exons. Bases 145 to 1086 code for a protein of 313 amino acids. Gene Ontology annotation, cellular component: external side of plasma membrane.
GGCGAGCGGCGGCGGGAAUGGUGGGUGUCGGAGGACGGAGUCCCUGGGUGCCGUCGGCGGUGCGGGUGGGUGCCGUCCGCUCGGUGCGGGGCUGCGGGGAAGGGAGCCCGGCGGGCUGGCGCUCCCCGUGCGCCCCCGCUCUUCAUGGCCCGGCUCCGUGCGGGGCCGGGGAGGCGCUCCCCCCGCGGGGCCCCGCUGCUGCCCGGAGCUCCGCCGGCUGAGCUGGGGCUCCUCCGUCGGCGGGGCUCCCCGGGGCUGCGCUGGGUUCCUGGGAGGGCCUGGUGCUGCCGGGGCUUUCCCGGGCGGGGGGUCCGGCUGAAGGACCCCCUUGGUGGUCGCCUUCCCCUUGGUGUUUGCGUGUGGGUCUGGGAGUUUCUGGUGCAGCAGCUGCAGUGGGUUUUGGGUGCUGUCUUGACCCCCCCCUUGGCCAGACGUGCAGGGCUCGGUCAGAGUGCCAUGGGGGAGAGGAACGUAAUCUGCUCCAGCGAUGGGAAUGUGGAGGAGCCCCUGAUGCCCCAGGAUGGAGGGGCAUCCCCCAAUCCAGAGGUGCCUGGGGCUACAGGCAAAAGGAUACACAGAAGAGUCGUGGGCAGGUGCCCCACGCUCCAUCCAGUGUGGGUCGUGGUGCUGGCUGUGCUGGUGGCUCUGGUGCUGGCUCUGGCCGUGGCUGUUGCUGUACACUCAGCAGGAAGAUGUGGAGGGGAUCCAGCUGUGCCUGCGGCUCUGGUGCUGGCCUGUCCUGAGGACUGGGUCGGGUACCGCAAUGUCUGCUACUCCUUCUCGAGGGCUGAGGGGAGCUGGGAGUGGAGCCAGGAGCAGUGCUCCUCGCAUGGGGCCUCGCUGGCCAUGCCCCGGAGGGAGGGGGAGAUGGAGUUCCUCUGGAGUCAGAAGGCCCAUGUUGAUUGCUGGCUUGGGCUGCGGAGACAAGGCGAGCGCCUGCAGUGGGUGGAUGGCAGCAGCUUCAACCAGACGUUUGUGGUGCAGGGCCAAGGAGAGUGUGCGUAUUUGUACAACGGGGCUGUCACGAGUGCAGGCUGCUCCCAGUCACGGCCGUACAUCUGCAGCAAGCCCCAAGCGCUCGGGUGACAGCGGCGCUGGAGAAAGGACCUUUGCGUGGUGGGGCCUCACAGCUUCAGCCCUUCCAGCAGCGCAGGGGAGCGUGGGGGUGUCCUUCCCUCAGCUGCUGCUCCGGGUUGGUCCUGCAGGUGGGGAGAGGUGCUGGGAGCUGCUGUGUGCUGCCUGCACUGGGACCUCAAGCCUGGGACUGGUUCCUUCAUCCUCCUGGGCCCACCCCAGAACCCAUCCUGCUCCUCUCACACCUCACAGGUGAUGCUGAGCUGUGGUGAUGGAGCUGGAGCAGCUGCUGCCAGAUGAGCUGGGUGCAGCAAUGUCAGUGCAGGUCCCUGGCCCUGUGCAGGGUGGAGGGGACACAGAGCCAGGGGGUGAAGUGGCCCCUGUGGGGCUCCCUUGAAAGUUAGACUCUCAUUCACACGCAAGCUUUUUUUUUUCCUGCUGUUUUGUAUUGUUUAUUAAAACAUGAUGUAUUUCUACAUGUGUUUGUCUCCUGCUGGGGCAGGGCUGUGUGCUGGAGGCAGCCCUGUCCCCUCCCCUCUGCUGGCACUGUCCAUCCUGCCUUUGGGAGCGUUGGAGGACACGGCUGUGAGGGGGUGUCUCUGCUGCCCAACAUCUUCUCCCCCCAUCCCUGGCAGUGUGGGGUGCUGGUGGUGGGAGGGGGUGGCUCCAGCCUGUGUCCCCGUGUUUUCCUGCCCAUGGGGGCCCUUGGGCCACCCCCAAAUCCUGACCCCUCAAGAAGGUGCUGCUGCAGGAGGAGCCCCAGCAGCAGCUGAAAGCAGCUGUGGGCGUUGGGGACUGACCCAGCUCUUCUGGUCGCUCCCGGUGGCGCCCACCCCUCGGUUCAGCGCUCACAGCCGCCCCGCCAUCCCCCUUGCCCUCGCCCCAGGGGUACCGGGGAGCAGCUCCCCCGCUCCGGGCGCAGCCCAGACCCGUGUCCGGCUCCUCCGCGGAACCCCCGGGGGCGGCUCUUGAAAGAGCCUUUGGGUUCCGCCUUUUUGCGCUCCAGCCACCGCGCUCCCAACGCUCGCCCGCUGCGGGACCCCCGGCCUCCUCCGCGCCCCCGGCCUCCUCCGCUGCCGCUUUUCCCCUCGGUCCCCGACGCGCCCCGGCUCCCACAGGCUUUACCGGCCGCCCGGCUCUGCCCACCCGCUCCUUCCCGUUACCGACACCGCUGCAACUGCCCCCCGGCUGCGCCCCCCCACCGGGCCCUUUAAAUACCCCCGCGCCGGCCCUACGAAAGGGGGCACGAAACAACCCCCGGGGGGCGGAUUUAGCAGUAAAGCGGGACAAUAGAGCCCCCUUUAUGUUGGCCCUGGGGCACGUACAUACCGCCCGUCACCCUC